AUGUUGCGCACAGACACUGGCGUCGACCGAUCAUCAGUACGACAGAGCUGGGGCAGCGACGAGCGGUUCCAUAGCAGCUCAUCGACCAACAGCAGUAAUUCGAGCAGCCACAGAGAGUCGCGCGGGCUGUGGGGGCGACUACGUAAAAAGUCGUCCGUUAACUUUGGCAAACGUACAAAUGGCUCCAAGGUCAACAGCAGCCCAAGCCACAGCGCAUCGUCAGUGAGUUUGACCUCCAGCAAAUCGCACGUCUCCAACAGCACGCCCGAUAGCGGCCAGGAGACGUGCCACAGUGACGGCGCCCUGACGCCAGUCAACAUUGGCCCGCCGACCACGCUGGGCGAAAAAGCCGACACGGCAUCAAUUAUCAACAAGCACUUGUCACUUGGUGGGCCCAGCAUCAGUGCGCGGCACCGCAGCAUCUCGGCACAGGUCGACCUCCAGCCGGUGCGGACAAACUCGCUUAGCAUCAAACGCCCCGGAACAGCCGACCCAACCAUGCGGGUCUCUGUAGAUGCAGUGCGGAAAACCGGCGGCAUGCCCAGCUACAGCAUGGACUUGCCGUGGGGCAGCCGCCCAAGUGCAGACACCCUCUACGACGCCGAUGUCAGUGCAGAAUCGAUCCGGCGCACGCUGGGCGCGUACACGGGGAAGAGUGAGAGCAAAAGCAAGCCGUUGUUUCGCACGCUGCUGUUGCGCUCGCAGAAGCCAGCUGCGGCGAAUGGCAAUGCUGCCGAUACCGCCGCGGUCAUGGGACUCGAGCGCAUAUCGGAAGAUGAGGGCGAGGAUGCCAGAUACUCGGCCACCUUCACCGGAAACCUUGGCCCAAUAGACGAGCCAGCCAUGCAGCAGCGCGCCCGUGGAUAUUCGCGCCCAACAAAAUACACUCCUGCCAGGAGCACGCCAGCUGCGCAUGCUGACUCAGGGCCUGCCAGCAAGCGCUUUUCAGAAAACAGCGGGUCAACCUUGUUUAGCAGCGAGACGCUGGCAUCUUCGACUGCUGACCAGAACCGCCCAAACGAAUCCCAGUCGUUCUGGCCAAAGGGCGACCGCCGCAGCAUCGUCAGCAUCACCCAGCAGCUGCCGCCGCUCGAUACUGUCUCGCGCCCGCCUAGCAGCAGCCACCACCACACAAGGUCCGGACUGGAGUCGUAUUCAAACCGCCUCCCAUCGCCUACCCGCGAGAACCCGCCCAAUCUGAUACCGAUGGUACAUGGGCGCGUCUCAGCGACGAUGCAGAAUGGCCGGCCAAUCGACAACGAUAUGAUGCUUGACCCCGUGGUUUUCCGCAACACCUUCUUCAACGCCCGCGCCGCCAGUGACACCGACAAUCUGAAGCGCAAGCUCAAGAGCCGCGUGUCAGCUCUACGCAAAGUGCCGUCAGACGAGUCCCUGUACAACCCCGCUGAGGACCCCGCCAGCAAGGUGCGGUUCGACACCAAUGUUGCCUUCUUACCUGACUACGAGUCUGCCGACGACCCUACCGACUCUGGUGUUGUGGAGGACAUUGCUUCGCCGACCGUGCCCGACUACGACCCGUCGCCCGAAAUAGCUGUGGCAGUUGUGUCAAAACAAAAACAUCAGCCAGCGUCGAUCGCCAUCAAUCAACCAGGCAGCCAACCAGACGACAACAUGGCGAAGACUGGCCUCCAAAUCACAAUGUGCCCCGAUACGCGGGUUGGCGAGCUAGAGAAGGAGCUACAGGCACUGAAAGCUACUGUUUCGGUGCUGCAGAACCAGAACGAUCUGCUAGUCGAGCUCGUCAAGAGAGACCCGAUCGAUGAUACACCAGAGACUGUACGCUUGCAUAUGCGCACCAUUGAGCUUGAGAACCAGUGGCUAAGGCGGGAGCUGUCGCACGCGAGGAGGCUGUGCAAACAGGCGGGGCCUGACAGCUAA
Messenger RNA from Linderina pennispora, 1899 nucleotides. RefSeq lists its product as uncharacterized. NCBI's taxonomy places the organism in Eukaryota, Fungi, Kickxellomycota, Kickxellomycetes, Kickxellales, Kickxellaceae. The record is from RefSeq and is a predicted model, not a curated record. Bases 1 to 1899 code for a protein of 632 amino acids. The transcript has a single exon.